AUCAGUCAAUUAUUUAUUUUCAAUCAGUUUAUAUCGGUCAUAAAAUAAAUUAAGUGCAAAAUGAAUAUUGUUGGGGCAUUAAUCUGUUUAAGUGCUUUGGUGUAUUGUGCACAAGCCGUAGGAUACGCUCACAGCUAUUCUCAUCUGCAUCAACAUCAUGAUGACGGUGGUCAUGAACAUCACGAAAUUCCACACCACGAAGAAUACCAUCACGAUCCCAUUCAUUACAAAUAUGGAUACUCAGUGCAUGACCCUCACACCGGAGACAAGAAAGAAGCUUGGGAGCACAGAACUGGAGAUGCCGUUAAAGGAUCUUAUUCCCUAGUUGAACCUGAUGGCUCAAAACGUAUCGUCGACUACACGUCUGACAAACAUCUUGGCUUCAAUGCUGUUGUAAAGAAGAUCGGACACCAUGGACACCAUUCCGUUGAACAUUUCCCUAGUCAUGGAUACUAAAACCGCAAAUCGUCCGAACAAAUUUUUGUUUUACGUGAUUCCUGUCUUUGCCAAGCAAAAACAAAAUAAUUCAUCAACAACAUAUUAUGCACUCUCAGAGACUCUGUCGUAUGUAAUUAUUAUGCAUUAUGCACGCAUCAUUCUUCAACUAUCCAUCACGUUUUAUUACUAUAAUCUGCUACACAACAACACAAUACACA
Molecule: messenger RNA, 656 nt
Organism: Bradysia coprophila
Lineage: Eukaryota; Metazoa; Arthropoda; Insecta; Diptera; Sciaridae
Cellular component (GO): extracellular matrix
Source: RefSeq, a predicted model, not a curated record